Messenger RNA from Cuscuta campestris, 1395 nucleotides. NCBI's taxonomy places the organism in Eukaryota, Viridiplantae, Streptophyta, Magnoliopsida, Solanales, Convolvulaceae. The record is from the annotation of a GenBank genome assembly.
GGUUCCCAAAAACUGUUUCCGAAUUCCGCCAUGAGAAGAGCUUCUUCCUCCUCCGCACUGCUCCUCCUUCGCCGCCGCCCGCUCUCAUCUCUCAUCUCCUCCUCCGUAUCCGACGCCGCGGCCUCCCAAUUUCAUCCCCAUCUCAAACACUUAACACAAAACCCGCCCUUUUUCUCCGGCCAUGCCAAUAAACCCCGGAUGUUCAACACCCAAACCCCGCCCCAGUACUCGGAAGAUAUGUUAAAGGCCGGCAUGGAUGACCUGAACAUGGGCCUGAAACUCCACAGAGAAGGUAAACACGAAAAAGCCCUAACUUUUGCCACUAGGGCUUUGCAGUCCUUCUAUAUAGACGAAGACAGUGCGUCUUUGCCUCUUGCCUUGGCUCUGCAUUUGAUUGGUUCUGUAUCGUGUGCUCUAGAAAGGUUUGAUGAUAGCUUAGGAUACCUUAAUUGGGCCAAACUGGUGUUGGGUAAGUUAGAGAAAGGCGAGUCGUGUAGUUACGAACAUAUUAUUAGUGUUGAACAUGUUGUGGAGGAUGGCUUGUAUAUCACAAACAAAGCCAUGGGCAGGAGAGUGGAUGCUCUGGCUCAUCUCAUGAAGUCAGUGGAACUAAAAAAGAAGAUUUUUGGGGAAGGUAGCCUAGAACUUGGAUACGCUUAUAGGGAAGUUGCAAGGGCUCACUUUUGUGCUUUGAGAUUCGGCCCAACCCGCGUAACCCGAACCAACGGGUUAGCGAACCGGGUUGUUACUAAAUUGGUAUUCGCAUGCAUAAUUUUUUUUUUUUAAAAAAAAAUAACCAACUGAAUAAAUCAUAAAUUCAUCCAUGAGAGUUUAAAGCUAAACCAAAAUUUAUCGGAGUAAUAAAACAAGUCCAAAAGUCGCGGAAGCAUAAUUAAACCAAAGUAACGUCCAACAAUCCAUAUAAUCAAAUAAAAUAAUGUAGUUUAAUUACUAAAGUAAACAAGAGCCAUCCACGCCACCACCACUUCACUGCCCUCCGGGUUGCCCAUCAAAUUCCGUGUUCCUACCUGCGUGCAGUCAAACAACAACGACUACACGCUCAGCGAAACGCUGAGUGAAAAUAUACCUAAGCCAGCAUUAAACUCACAGAAUAGCACCACAUUAACAUACAAUCCACAACAGCAUGUGAUCACGGAGGAAAAAAAAUAGCUUAAAUAAACAUAUUUAUAUUAACACCUUUCAUUUGAACAUCAUGUCCUUAUUUUAUUCCACAUCAACUACUUUGAGUCAUGGCACCCCAAGCGAUGCUAUAAAAGGGCCAGCUCAGAAACCCAAAGGAGAUUCACUUUGGGCGGGUUGAAGCCCCUGUCCCUACGAUGCCAGGACAGGUCGCGGACUUCCGUACGUACGUUUUUAACCCAAGACCACCGGGGG